Messenger RNA from Raphanus sativus (radish), 695 nucleotides. Its product is annotated as transcription elongation factor 1 homolog. The record is from RefSeq and is a predicted model, not a curated record. NCBI's taxonomy places the organism in Eukaryota, Viridiplantae, Streptophyta, Magnoliopsida, Brassicales, Brassicaceae. Gene Ontology annotation, biological process: transcription elongation by RNA polymerase II. Gene Ontology annotation, cellular component: transcription elongation factor complex. The transcript is spliced from 5 exons. Bases 160 to 540 code for a protein of 126 amino acids. Gene Ontology annotation, molecular function: RNA polymerase II complex binding.
GGUAGAAACGGCGUCGUUGUCUUGUCGAUCUGUCUAGAAUAAUAUCAAAAUUGCAUCUAACUCCUUUCCCCUUUCUCCCCCAAUUGACAUCUUUCUAGGGUUUCGUAUUUCGCUGCUCCUCGAGGAAUCGAUCUUUGUGCAAUAACAGGUGGUUAAGCAAUGGGGAAGAGGAAGUCAAGGGCAAAGCCUGCUACAACGAAGCGAAUGGACAAGCUUGACACUGUCUUUAGCUGUCCCUUUUGCAAUCACGGCUCUAGUGUCGAAUGCCAAAUUAAUAUGAAGGAGAUGAUUGGUAUUGCCACUUGUAGGAUCUGUGAAGAAAGCUUUAGCACUACUAUCACAGCUUUGAGUGAAGCUAUAGACAUCUAUAGCGAGUGGAUUGAUGAGUGCGAGAGGGUCAAUACUGUGGAGGACGAUGUUGAGCAAGAAGAGGGAGUGGAGGAAGAAGAGGUAUAUGAAGAAGAAGAAGAGGAAGAGGAAGAUGAUGUUGAAGAUGAACGUGUGUCUACUAAAAGGAAGUUUAAUUACCGAGACGAUUGAUCUGUAUCGAAAACCAUGCAAGUCCUCUUUAGACAUUGCCCGUAUGUUGUAAUAUCUACUGAUACUCGUUGCUAUCUAUCACCUUCGUUUUUCCUUUUGUUUUCCAUUUGCUGAAACAGUAAUCUCAGAUCAAGAAGAUAGAUGAGGUUAGUCAA